Molecule: messenger RNA, 4051 nt
Organism: Bufo gargarizans (Asiatic toad)
Lineage: Eukaryota; Metazoa; Chordata; Amphibia; Anura; Bufonidae
Product: E3 ubiquitin/ISG15 ligase TRIM25-like
Exons: 1
Coding region: 221-1789 (522 amino acids)
Molecular function (GO): protein binding; zinc ion binding
Source: RefSeq, a predicted model, not a curated record
UACUCCACAUGUCUCAUUGUCCUGACUGGAGGAGACAGAGGUGAAGUUUGCUUUACUCUCCCCAACAUUUCUGAUGGAUUUCUGACGUUUAGUGGGUUUUCUGCUUGUUUCUCAGUGGAAUGCAAUCUCUGAGCUGCAGGGGUUAAUUCCUCUACAGGAGCUCUCCGCCCUCUUAGGGGAAGAGACUUUUCCACUUUCAGUUCCUGCUCCUCGUACCACAAUGGCGUCUGCUGAUCUGAGGGCCGAGCUGGACUGCUCCAUCUGCCUGAGCCUCUAUACAGAUCCUGUAUCCCUGAGAUGUGGACACUACUUCUGCCGCUCGUGUAUUGUGAGUGCGCUGGAUGCACAGAAGGCAGCUGGAGUGUAUUCCUGUCCUGACUGCAGAGCAGAAUAUCCGGGGCGUCCGGCCCUGGAGAAGAACAGGAAGCUGAGGAACAUAGUGGAGCAUUUCUUAUCUGCUCAGCCUGACAUGAAAGAGACCGGGAUCUUCUGUACUUACUGUACUAAGUCUCCUGUACCGGCUGUGAGGACAUGUCUGCAGUGUGAGACCUCCAUGUGCCAUGAACAUCUCGGAGCCCAUAACAAGUCAGUGGAUCACAGUCUGAUUGAACCUACUGUCUUGUUUCUACACAGAAAAUGCUCCACACACAAGGAGGUGCUGAAAUACUAUUGUCCGAUGGACGCCGCCUGUAUCUGUGUGUCCUGCUGGGUGGCCGGAGACCACAAGGGACAUGAUGUGCAGCUACUGGACGUGGCCUCUGAGAAGGAGAAAGAGAAGCUGAGGAAAUAUCUGGAGGAACUAAACCCACAAAAAGCAGAAAUUCAGACUAAACUUCAGAAUCUGCAGGAUCGUCAGAGGAAUAUCCAGGAGAAGGCCUCUGAUAAGAGGAAGAACGUCAGGAAGUUAUUUAUGGACAUUAAGGAACAACUGGAAAUGGCAGAAAAGAAAGCGCUGAGCGAGAUCUCCAGGCAGGAGGAGAAGAUUGUGUCCCAGAUAUCUGAUCUGAUCAAGAAGCUGGAAAUAGAGGAGGACGAGCUGUCCAGGAAGAUGCGUCACGUGGAGGAGAUGUGUCAUGUUACCGACCUAAUAAGACUCCUACAAGAAGGUGACAUUACAGUAUGUGGUCAUGGAGAUGAUGAGGACACAGGGGGAGAUGGUGGAGAGGGCAGGUCUGAGGAUGAUCUGGAUGAGGUUCUGAUCUCACUGACCUUACACCGAUCUAUGAGGGAUAUUGUCACCAAUGUCACAUCAGAGCUCGGGCUUCAUGUUCCAGACAUAUUGCUGGAUGAGGACACUGCUCAUAGAUCUGUGAAGAUAUCAGAAGAUCUGAAAACAGCAACAGAAACAGAAGAAGAACAGAACAGACCAGAAUCACCAGGAAGGUUCCUAGAUUGUGCCCAGGUGUUAAGCAGAUGUGGCCUCUCCUCAGGAAGACAUUACUGGGAGGUAGAGUGGGACCAGAAAGGAGAAUGUUACAUCGCACUGUCCUAUCCCAGUAUAGUAAGGGAAGGAUGGCAGUCUGGUAUUGGAUGUAAUGAUAAAUCUUGGUGUCUGGAUAUGUCUGGUGCAGGAUGUGCAGUGCGUCAUCGCUCAGUCAGAUCCCCCCUCAAUGUAGGUAGAAGAUGUCCUAGACUUGGGGUCUUCUUAGACUAUGAGGCCGGGCGUCUGUCCUUCUAUCAGCUGUGUGACCCCAUCAGACACUUGCACACCUUCACCGCCUCCUUCUCUGAACCCCUACAUGUUCUCUUCUGUGUGUGGGAUGAAGCCUCUGUUAGAAUAAUAAGCUGAGGCCGAUGCGUCCACGUCCCGUUAUAAUCUCCGCCUAUAAGUCACUAUAUAGCGCUGUAUGGGCGGAGCCUCCGAUCACACAAUGUAUAUGGCGGCUCUAUGGGGGGGGUUACUGUACGAUUAUUUUAUAUUCCUUGGAGAUCAGAUCCAGAAUCGAUGCUUGAGACAAAGGAAAAGUUAUGUUGUUUGCACACGAGUUCGGGUGAACGCACAUCAGACCCGCAGCGUAUCCGCACCAAUACCUGCAAUGUGUGAUUACGGUUUUUGGUGCGGAUAAGAUGCGGUUUUUCACUGAAAAGGGUGAAAUCCGCAGAUAAAACCACAAACAUAACUGACAGGCUGCAGAUCUGGGAAUCCGCACGGAAAUAAUCGGCGAAGUGUACGUGAUCGGGGUAAUCUCAUACACUUUGCUGGUGCUGUAAUUCGUUACGGUUUUUCCACAUGGGAAUUCGCCUGGAAAGACUGAGCGUAUUCCGCAACGUGCGCAGAUGGCCUUCGGGUACAAGCGCACGCUGCGUAUUACCUGCUGGUUUUCCAGAGUGAAAUAAUACCGCCUAAGCAGAUGGGAUUCCCAGUAUCUCAUCUACACGGAGCGGAAGUUUCCUACGUCAGGAGUGACCUGCGGAGCGGAUCCGGAGAUCUGCGGCCGGUGGAUCGUCCGUGCGGAUUUCUCCCUUUACAAUGCAGAGGGGAGAUCUGGGGAAAUCCGUGUCAGGAUCUGCAGGUAACAGGUGUGGAUCCUGGAGCGGAGAUACACCGCCGAGUGCACGUACCUCAUGGGGGCAUCAUUAACCCUUCCCCGUCCUCCACUGAUGUCGCUGUAGGGGCUUCUUUAUGUUUCUGGGACACAUUUGGGGAACAUAUAAUUAUUAAUCUGCUUUUCCUAUUUCUGUAGAGAUGUGACAAUGUGACGCUUCUUUCCGCACUAUACGUGGCAUUUGUUGUGUUUUUUCCCUUUUUAUGGAAUAAAUGUCUGACUACUUCUGUCCAUCAGAGUUGUCGGUCCUGUCAUCUGGGUGUCUGUGGUCUCCUCCGCCAUCAUGUCUGUUAUAACCGCAGGUAAUGAGUUCUGCAAUACACUGGAUCUGUACAGCGCCACCUGCUGUUCUCUUCCUUAUCUUUGGCCGGUCGCGCUGAGCUGGUCGCACGCGCUCAGUUUAAGGCGACGUCUACGCGAUGAGGUGUCUUGGUCCCAACUCUAUACAUUGUGUUAGUGUGAGAACAUACCGCGCGCUCCGUAUUGUGCCGCCUAUAGAGCUCCAAUUGUUGUGCUCGCCACCUGGACUCAGCAGUAACUAUCCCAUGUAAUGGUCGCCUUCCCUGCGGUGCAGCAUGUCGGACCGCGCCCGCGCUACGUUACUGUCGGCCGCACUUCGCCAUGUCUAGUGAUUAAUACCGUACGGUUUUCAUGCAAACAUUCUGUUCUGUUGUUAGCAGCAUUAUAUGGCGGUGUAUGUGGCUCGGGGUGCGGCUUUCUAAUACUUCCCUCUCUGUGUCGCUGAACUAUUGUAGAGCAGCCGCGCAGCGACCGCCUCACGUCCUGGAGGCACGAGGUUCCUGGCGCCUGUCAGUGUAACUGACGCUUUUCUUCCCUGGAGGGUUUUAUUUUGUGCUUCUCAUUUUCAUUUUUCUUUUUUUCUGUUUGUCGUCCUGCGGAAAAGUGUUAGGAAUACGCUAUACCUGCCGUUACUUCCUGUAUGUAGCAGAGCUGUAUGUCUGUGUAGAUGAGCAGUGUAUGCAGCAGAGCUGUAUGUCUGUGUAUAUGAGAAGUGUAUGUAGCAGAGCUGCGUGUCUGUGUAGUUGAGCAGUGUAUGCAGCAGAGCCGUAUGUCUGUGUAGAUGAGCAGUGUAUGCAGCAGAGCUGUAUGUCUGUGUAGUUGAGCAGUGUAUGUAGCAGAGCGUAUCUUUGCCCCUAUACUCACCUGGCAUUUGGAUAGCAGGCGGAACCCAAUUUGUGUGUCCACUCCUGCUAAUCCAAACCAUCUGCGAGUGCCAGGAAGUUCAGCUAUGUAAGUAUGUAGCCAUUCAGCAACUAAUGUGUCAUGAGUAAGGAUCAGUAUUAGAGCAUCCGAAACAUGCCGACCUGCUCGCCGUGUUGGAUUGUUUUUAUCCUGUGUUAUUUUGGAAUAAAGAACGUCUUUUUUGGAAGCUUGAAAUCCGGUCUUAUUUUUGCAUAGUUUGAAACUGGUGCCUUUUCCAAGCACAGUCCGUGCUUCCAUCGCAAGACUGACCAGUAGAGAUGUCCCGAACUAUUCGCCGGCGA